UAUUUCAUAGAUUUUGCGACAUUCCAAGUGAUUGUGUAACGAGGAGUAGGUACCUAGGAGGUGGUCAAAUGAAACCACUAUAAAUACACAAAUUUGCAGGAUGCGUGACAUCAGUCGUAACAAAGUUUCAUAUUGUCUAACAAUAAGUAGCAGCUUCUCUAGCAAAAUGAAAUCCAUUGUGUUAGUAUCUAUGUUGGUGGCUGCGGCGUGGGCCGCUCCUCAAGCUGCCCAGGCGCCCACGGAGCCCAUCCCGAUUCUCCGUCAAGACAGCCAGGUUAACGGCGACGGCUCCUACCAAUAUUCCUUUGAAACCGGCAACGGAAUCAGCGCUGACCAGAAGGGAGACUUGAAAAAGGUUGGAGACGUUGAAGCUUUGGAAGUGUCUGGUCAGUUUAAGUAUCCUGGUGAUGGCGGUGAUAUCCAGCUGACGUAUGUGGCUGAUGAGAAUGGCUACCAGCCUCAGGGUGCUCAUCUGCCUACCGCUCCCCCAGUACCCGAGCCCAUCCAAAGAGCUCUCGCCUAUCUUGCCACCGCACCGCCACAACCUGAAGCGCAGGCGCAACAGUAACAUGUAAAUUAGACUUUUGACACAUUGUGAUACGUAUACAUUUUGUAAUUUUAUACCAAUUAUAAUUAAUAUCAAAUUGUA
Pectinophora gossypiella (pink bollworm) is the source of this 649-nucleotide messenger RNA. Its product is annotated as endocuticle structural glycoprotein ABD-4-like. Gene Ontology annotation, cellular component: chitin-based extracellular matrix. The coding region runs from base 101 to 568 and encodes 155 amino acids. The transcript is spliced from 2 exons. Gene Ontology annotation, molecular function: structural constituent of chitin-based larval cuticle. NCBI's taxonomy places the organism in Eukaryota, Metazoa, Arthropoda, Insecta, Lepidoptera, Gelechiidae. The record is from RefSeq and is a predicted model, not a curated record.